GUCCAGACAAAUCAAUCUGUUUGGCGCACCGAAAGCCCCGAGAGAUUUUCUGUUGAUACUCCUGAGACCCCGACAGCCAAAGCCUCUUGUUGUCUUUAUUUUGGUGUGAUCUUGGCCAAAGCGCCGUUGAGGUGGGUGCACAACGGUUGGCCCAAAGCUGGAACAGCUCCAGCAGAGAGGUGGGUUUCAGGGGCUGUGCUCCAGGUCGUCCACCACCGUCCACCACUCGCGAUGCUCUAAUAAAUAUCCUCCUACAUACAUUGCCACACGCCGUCUGCUUUUUUCGUUGGAAAAGCGCCGCUUGCCUCUCUGUUUAGCACACACAACCUGUCAGAGCCGGUCUUGCUGCCACCGUGGGCAUCAGAACGCAGAUUUCCCCGGACCAGCCGUCUUUGGCGCCAGGAUACCCUUUCGAGAAGGCCAUCCCGCCUUCUUCUGACUUGUGUUUCAGAUGUCCCUCGCGCAUUGCGUCCGGCGGCAUCAUCAUAUAAAGCGCAGAUGCUUGUGCUCCGUCCGAUGUGGAAGACAUAUACGGCAUAGUGGUAGGAUAAUCCCCAUAUUCCGCAUGAGGCCACCUUCCUUUCCAGCCCUACAGCUCCGGGUUGUCGAUAAGAGGGUACGGGUUAUGAUAUUGAACUUCAAGGAGCACCCUGCCAGCAAGCAGGCAAGCAUGAACGUUUCAACAGGCCAUCUGGAAAACGGCCAGGCCCAACGCAAACCAAGUUGAAGCUCCAACCCCACAUUCUGGAUCGCAUUCAUUUACACCCGAACGGGAAAUAGCCAAGCAAAUGAUUUGAGCUUCUCGGGAACCAACCGCGGGGCAAUAUCAAGAUCCACGGUUUCUAGCUCCGAUCCCGGCUGCCGAAAGAACGCAAUCCGAGCCUUUUCAGCCCGCGGCCAAUAAUUUCGCCCGUGGCUUGCCCGUUGAACAAACCUCCCAAACCAAAAAAAAAAAAAGGUCAAUUGACGCGCAAACAUGGCUGCCAGAAGAGCUUUGACUAUCGGCCUCAUCCCCGGUGAUGGCAUCGGCAAGGAGGUCAUCCCCGCUGGUCGCCGUGUCCUCGAGGCCCUUCCUGCCUCUCUGGGCCUGAAGUUCGACUUUGUCGACCUCAACGCCGGCUGGGAGACCUUUGAGAAGACCGGCGUUGCUCUGCCCGAAGAGACCGUCCAGACUCUCCAGAGCUGCAAUGGCGGUCUUUUCGGUGCUGUUAGCUCCCCCACCACCGCCGUCAAGGGGUACUCCUCCCCCAUUGUCGCCCUCCGCAAAAGACUGGCCCUCUACGCCAACGUCCGCCCCGUCAAGACGGUCGCUACCGCCAAGAAGCCCAUCGACAUGGUCAUCGUCCGUGAGAACACCGAGGACCUCUACGUCAAGGAGGAGAAGACCUACGAGACCCCCGAGGGCAAGGUCGCCGAGGCGAUCAAGCGCAUCUCCGAGAAGGCCAGCACCAACAUCGCCGCCAUGGCCGGUGAGAUUGCCCUGCGCCGGCAAAAGAUCCGGGCGAGCGGAGCCCCCAGCAUCCACAAGGGCCCUCUCGUGACGGUGACUCACAAGUCCAACGUCCUGUCACAGACCGACGGCCUCUUCCGCACCGCCUCCAAGGCUGCCCUUGCCGACCCCAAGUUCAGCUCUGUCAAGGUUGAGGAGCAGAUUGUUGACUCGAUGGUCUACAAGCUCUUCCGCCAGCCUGAGGCGUAUGAUGUCAUUGUUGCUCCUAACCUCUACGGCGACAUCUUGUCUGAUGGUGCCGCUGCUCUUGUUGGCUCGCUUGGUCUCGUUCCCAGCGCCAACGUUGGCAAGACUUUUGCUCUUGGUGAGCCCUGCCACGGCAGCGCGCCUGAUAUCCAGGGCCAGGGGAUCUCCAACCCUAUUGCUACUAUCCGUAGCGCUGCGCUCAUGCUGGAGUUCCUUGAUGAGGAGGAGGCUGCUGCCAAGAUCUACGCUGCUGUGGAUGCUAACUUGGAGGAGGGCAAGUACGUCAGCCCCGACUUGGGCGGCACUGCCAAGACUGAGGAGGUCUUGCAGGAUAUCCUUAGACGUCUUUAAGUGAUGAUGGGUUUGGGAGGGAGACGUCGAGAGGAAUAAUGAGUGGACAUGUUUCACAUAUAUACCCCAUUUUUCAUGUAGACAUGUUACACAGGAAACGUUAUCAAAAAUCAGGGGAGAUGGGAUGGUCUCUGGAAUAGAUAAAAUAAAAGCAGGAGCUGUGUUGAGGGCGGUAAUGAAGCUAUUAUGAGAACUCGGGUGUUGUUGCCAUAUUGUCACAAGGAUAACCCGGGAAUU
Molecule: messenger RNA, 2284 nt
Organism: Podospora pseudopauciseta
Lineage: Eukaryota; Fungi; Ascomycota; Sordariomycetes; Sordariales; Podosporaceae
Gene: LYS12
Product: homoisocitrate dehydrogenase
Exons: 2
Coding region: 977-2047 (356 amino acids)
Biological process (GO): isocitrate metabolic process; L-lysine biosynthetic process; tricarboxylic acid cycle
Cellular component (GO): mitochondrion
Molecular function (GO): magnesium ion binding; NAD binding; homoisocitrate dehydrogenase activity
Source: RefSeq, a predicted model, not a curated record